Messenger RNA from Musca vetustissima, 1116 nucleotides. RefSeq lists its product as uncharacterized. The annotation marks the transcript as partial. Lineage: Eukaryota; Metazoa; Arthropoda; Insecta; Diptera; Muscidae. The transcript is spliced from 3 exons. The record is from RefSeq and is a predicted model, not a curated record.
ACAAGCGAGUGAACGUGUUUUUGUGAAUGAAUUUUUAUCUGCGACGCGUUAACCCGAUGUUUAUUUCCGAGUUGUUGCUUAACCACAUAUAUGCGUGAUCUAUCAAUGAGAAUGGAUUAUCAAUUGCCACCGCAAUCAUUACAGCUGGGCUCGCUGAUGAAUGGCCCAUUGGCUGCAGCGGCUGUGGCCCAACACAAUGGAGCUCAAUUGCAGAUAUUGCAAUUGAAUCAGCAGCAUCAUCAACAACAGCAGCAGCAGCAACAACAACAGUUACAGCAGCAACACAACAACAACAAUAAUGGAUCUACACAACCCUUACCCUCUCUGAGUUCUUUACCUCUACAAGUAAUGCAUAACUUACCCCAUUUAUUGGCUGGCGGUAAUGCUGUUGCUAGUGGUGGCAACAGCGGGAAUUCAUUACAUGCCAACAACAGUAACAAUAACCUACCAGCCAAUAAUCACACUAACAACAACAAUGUUGCAACUCACACAUUGCUGCGUAAUACCAUGCAACAUGUUGCCAAUGCCAAUCAGCAAUUGCAACAAACGAUAAAUAAUCUCAGCAAUAAUUUGGUCUCAUCACUGCCACCGAGUAGUCAAUUGUUGCAGCAUCAUUUGCAGCAUUUGGCCAAUGUUAAUAAUGCUGUUGUCCAGUUGAAUGGAGGUGGUGGUGGUGUCAACGGCAACAACAGUAGCAGCAACAGUUCAUCACCUUUAAGUAAUAGCAGUAAUAACAGUGGCAUGAACAAUAACAAUAUGCUAUUAAAUAGCAAUGGCAACAACAGCACCAACAACACCUCGAACCCCAACAACAACAACACCAACAGCAAUAAUAGCUUAGCCCAGCAUCUGAGUGAUAAUGUUGUAGCCCAUAAUUUGGUCAAUGGUUUAGUGGGUGUUUUAAGCAAUGUUCAAAAUCAGAAUGGUAAUUUAGCCAGCAGCAACAACAACAACAGCAAUAAUGUGAAUAAUCUCAACAACAGCAAUAAUGUGAAUGCCAAUAACAACAACAAUAAUAAUACAAAUACUCCCAAUUUGGAGGACAAUAAUCGCUGGACACAAUUUCAAGUUCAACAGUUGUGGAAACAGCAUGCCUCAUAUUUAAAUGGUAUGGAA